Molecule: messenger RNA, 1017 nt
Organism: Verticillium nonalfalfae
Lineage: Eukaryota; Fungi; Ascomycota; Sordariomycetes; Glomerellales; Plectosphaerellaceae
Exons: 1
Coding region: 1-1017 (338 amino acids)
Biological process (GO): fungal-type cell wall organization
Cellular component (GO): cell cortex of cell tip; plasma membrane
Source: RefSeq, a predicted model, not a curated record
AUGGGUGUCGGUCGCUUUCUCUGCGUGGCUCUGCCGUUUAUACUGUCCACGGCAUCCCUCAUCUUCCUCCUCAUCGCCUGUCUCGGCGGUGUCUCCAACAAGGAUCUGCACAUGUUCCGCGUGAACACGACGAACCUCGAGAUCAACCCCGCCGACUUUAAGGACAUUGUAUCCGAUAUUCUCUCGCGCGAUGUGCUGCCCGAGGUCAACAUUGUGGCUCGCCAGGACGCUUCCGACAUCGAGGGCGCUGUCAGCGACGCUCUGACGAACAACAUCACCGCCAAGGCCCUCGGCCUCGACAACGUCUACGACAUUGCGCUCUGGGGCUUCUGCACGACCGACAACAAGGGCGACCGCAGCUGCACCGAUCCCCAGUUUGACUGGGCCCACAAGCAGCUCAACACGUCUUUCAUCGAGGGCGUCGGAGAUGUCGCCGGUCGCCGCGUCGAGCUUCCCUCGGAGGUCGAGGACUCGCUGAAGCUCUUCAACACGGUGGUCAAGUGGACUCAGGUCGCCUACAUCAUCGCCUUCAUCUCUCUGGCGCUGUCGGUCAUCUUUGGCAUCUUCGCCAACUGCACGCGCGUCAUGUCUUGCGUCACCUUCCUCGUCGCGCAGGUGGCCUCGAUCUCGGUCGUCGCCUCGGCUGCCCUCUCCACCGCCAUGUCCGCCAUUGUCGUCGGCGCCAUCAAGGGCACGGGCAAGUGGUACGGCGUCGGUGCCAGCUUCGACACGACGUUCCUUGCGCUCGUCUGGAUCUCGGCGGCGUGCGCUCUCGGUGCCGGUUUCUUCUGGAUGUUCACCAUCUGCUGCUGCGCACCCAGCCACAACUCGCGCGAUCGCAAGAGCCGCAACCGUGGCUCGACCGACGCCGAGAAGCUCCUGCCCGGUGGCAACUCGUAUCAGCCCCUCGCCUCGCCCGCGAACCAGGGCUUCUACAACCCCCAGCAGCCGACCUCGUUUGGCGCCCCUCACGCUACUCGUGAGAUGGCUUACGAGCCCUACUCGCAUCGUCAGUAA